GUCCGAGCGUGCCCGUGACAAGCAGCCUUUCUCCUUGGGCAACGCCCUUUCAGCCUCCAUUGGGCACCUCAGGUGUGAAUGCAACGCCCAUGCCUUCUGUUCAGGGAGAAGUUCUUGCCAUGGUUGCUACAGCCAUGAAAGAGAUUUCAACCACUCAACAAAAGCUUGCAUACAACCAAAACCUCCCACCUAUUCAGUUUCAGAAAUUUGGUGGCAUCCCUGCAGAGUUUCCCUUGUUUAAGCAACGCUUUGAGCGCAUAGUGAUGUCACGAGAAGAUAUGGAUGAUAGCAGCAAAAUGACUCGCCUAGUGCAGUUCUUAGAUGGGGACGCCAAACAGGCAGUAGCAGGCCUUGAGACAUCCAAAGAUGGACUCCAUCAAGCACUGCAAAUCCUCGAACAACGGUAUGGACGACCGUGUGUGAUUGUUAACUCUGUCAUCAACAGUCUGGUAAAGGGUCCUCCCAUAUCUGUCAGCGACAAGAUCAACCUUCGGAAAUUUGCUGAUACUGCUACAAGAGCCCUUGCAACGCUAACGUCCAUGAACUGUCUGUCGCAAGUCAACCAAGGUAACAUUGUUUACAUGACAGAACGGCUACCAAAGCCACUUCAGGACAAGUUUGCCACACUGGCCUGUGACUUGGAAACAAAGGGCCAACAUUUCCCAACUCUGACGGAUUUUGUUGGUUUUGUGAACAAGCAUGCAAACAUUGCUAACCACCCAGUCAGUGGCAAACCCCAGCAGUUCAACUACAAUAACAACUCCAAGAACAAACGGCUGCCACCAAAUGAGAAAAUGGACACUCCUAAAUACACAAUGAAUAUCAACGAUGGUGGGAGGCCGCCACCUAAGACGCCUCCAAAGAGAGGCAGAGACAAAACAAAUAGCUGUCGCCACUGUGGUCAAGCACAUCCACUCUACCGAUGUGAAGCAUUUAAGGCGAAGACGCCAAAGGAAAGGAUGUCCUUCGUUACUACGAAGAGGCUGUGCCCUAACUGCCUCAAGGGUACCGAACACUCAACAGAUACCUGCCCCAGCAGGUUCAGAUGUCGAGUUGAAGGAUGUGGUGCCUUCCACCACUCGCUCCUUCAUCAAACACAGGCUCAGCAGACACCUGGAAAUUCUACUUCGGAGGACCAAGCUUCAGGAGUCAAUGCCACAACCUCAACGCCUGUCUGUCCCACUGCAGGGUCAGGGGAUUCAGAAACAGUCCUCUUACAGGUCGUACCGGUGCGAGUAAUUGGCAGUAAUGGGUUGGCUGUUACCACUUACGCAAUGCUAGACUCCGGAUCUGAAGUCACUCUCGUGGACCCAUCAUUGGUCAGCUCCCUAGGACUCUGUGGCCGACCUGACCAUUUACUCCUCUCAACUGUGAGCAGUUGCAAUGAGCUUCAAAGGGGAGAAAGGGUUAAUCUUGCAGUUGAGUCUCUCAUUGACGAACAGCCACAACAGCUUCAGCUUAAGGAAGUGUGGUCUGGGAAAGAGCUCAACAUCCCGUUGCGCCACCAGCGCAUAGCCAUAAGCAAAGAAAGAUGGCCGCAUCUUCAAGAUGUUCCUUUUCCGGAAGUUGAAAGGCAGAAGAUCUCACUCAUCAUAGGGACAAAUAUUCCUGAAGUGUUUGUUCCCCUGGAGGUUCGUCAUGGAGGACCAAAUGACCCCAUCGCGAUCCGUUCGUGCCUUGGCUUUGCUGUCCUCGGUAGAUCAGGUGAAAGAACGACACAACAGUGCCACAAUGUUUACCACAUCCAUACCUCCGCCAAUGACAUUUCCCUCCACCAUCAAGUUGAACUCUUCUGGGAGUCGGAGUCUCUUGGCACUACCAAACCUUACAAGUCCAUGUCAGUAGAAGACAGGUAUGCCGAACGGGUUAUUAACAGCACGAUUUCAAAGUCAAAUGACCAUUACUGCAUGGGACUCCUUUGGAGACGUGAUCCACCUGACCUUCCCUUCAACCGCGCAAUGGCUGAAAUACGUCUCCGUCACCUGGGGCGACGCCUUGAGAAGGAUGAAGUCCUGCAUGAGAAGUACCGUUCAGUUAUCGAUGGUUACAUUGCCAAAGGCCAUGCUCGUAAGCUCACUAAAGAACAUGCUGAACAAAGAAGUAACAAGACCUGGUACCUUCCCCACCAUCCUGUUACUAGCCCCAACAAACCAGGCAAGAUCCGUGUAGUGUUCGACGCAGCGGCAAAGUUUCAAGGCACUUCGUUGAAUGAUGAACUCCUACAAGGUCCAGAUUAUAUCAACACCCUAGCAGGUGUUCUUAUGCGGUUUCGACAGGAGGAGGUUGUUCUCAUUGCAGACAUAGAACAGAUGUUCCACCAAGUUCGGGUACCUGCUGAAGACUGCGAUGCCCUUCGGUUCCUGUGGUGGACUGGAAAUCUCAGUGAUGAACCCGAGGAGUACCAGAUGCAGGUCCACAUAUUUGGUGCCACAUCCUCCCCUUGUUGCUCCAAUAAAGCUUUGCGACAAACUGCUGACGAUAAUGAGGACAAGUAUGGCAGCGAAGUUGCAGAAACCGUCCGUCGUAACUUUUAUGUCGACGACCUCCUUAAGUCUAUUCAGACAACUGAUCAAGCAAUCACCCUUGCCUUUAAAUUGGUUGCCAUGCUGAAAGAGGGCGGCUUUCACCUGACCAAGUUUUUGAGCAACAGAAGAGAGGUUCUGUCUGCGCUUCCUUCCCAAGAAAGAGCCAAUCCAACUCUUAACCUUGAGUUGGACAGAUUACCAAUCAAUCGUACCUUGGGUCUUCACUGGGAUGCUGAGAGGGACGUAUUCUGCUUCAAGACAGUGACUUCCACCAAACCUGCCACGAAGCGUGGAAUUCUCUCCACCAUAAGCUCGCUGUUCGACCCUCUCGGAUUCCUGUCACCAUUUGUGCUCCCAGUCAAAGUGCUUAUUCAAGAUCUCUGGAAAGAGAAGGUUGGAUGGGACGAAGAAAUCCAAGACCACCAUUUGAAAGUUUGGCGACGCUGGACACAUUCUCUUCCACAGCUUGAGGAGAUCCAGUUACCUCGCUGCUACAGGAACUUAAGUAUGCCGAGCAAUUGCACAGUUCAACUCCACAUGUUCAGCGAUGCAAGUGAGUAUGCCUACUCAACCUCUGCAUACUUAAGACUGAGUGACAACCAUGGUGACCAAACACACUGCUCCUUUGUCUUCGGUAAAUGCCGUAAUGCACCCCUCAGGAGACCAACCAUCCCACGCCUCGAGCUCAUGGCGAGCCUGAUGGCAGUCCGAACCAGCAACCUCAUUAGGGCUGAGCUUGAUUUUCCCAUCGACUGCAUUGUUUUCUGGACCGACUCACUAACAGUGCUCCAGUAUAUCAAGAACAAAACGAGAAGAUUCCAUCGCUUCGUUGCCACCAGAUUAGAGGAAAUCCAUGAGCAUACUACACCCGAUCAGUGGCAUCAUGUCCCAGGAACCCUGAAUCCAGCGGAUGAUGGAUCUCGAGGCAUGCCUAUAGAAGCCCUUCACCCUGGAUGCCGCUGGUGGACUGGACCCAAAUUCUUAUGGCAAACAGAGGAACAUUGGCCUCACCGCAAAGUGGGUGACAUCCUGGAGAAUGACAAGGAAGUAAUCACUCCGAGAACCAAUCAGAGUAUAACAGCUACAGCUGUUUCCUCCUUGGAUGAAUUGUUGAGGAAGUUUUCCUCAUGGCCUAAGCUGGUCAGGACUGUGGCAUUGAUCAUGCGUUUUCUUCAAUUUGUCAGGUCCAAAUGCAGUGUACCAGCCAUAUCUAACCAUGGCGGGAUCAGAUUAACAGAGAUGCUCACCGCUUCAAAGGCCAUCAUAAAAAGGGUCCAACGGCAGUAUUUCCAAGGAGAGCUGGAAGCCUUGGAGUCUGGUAAACCUGUGAAGAAAGACAGUAAGUUAAGUACACUUAGUCCAAUCCUCGUCAAUGGUACAAUAUGCGUUGGAGGCCGGCUACGACAUGCACCAGUAGCCUUUCAAGCCAUCCAUCCAUUGGUGAUCCCAAGCGAGCAUCCCAUUGCUACACUGCUUGUUCGACAUCACCAUGAGAUCUUUGGACAUGCAGGUCGGGAACAUGUGCUAUCUACACUGCGUCAGAAAUUCUGGAUUCUCAACGCCCGCGCAUUGACCCGACGUAUACUACGCUCCUGCAUAGCCUGCCGCAAACGACAUGAAGGUGUCAUGAAACAGAUGAUGGGAGACCUACCGAAGCCCAGACUCACACCUCAUGAGCCACCCUUUACCUACACGGGGGUGGACUUCUUCGGUCCCUUCCACGUCAAGAGGGGUCGUAGCUCUGAGAAAGUUUAUGGAUGCAUCUUCGUCUGUCUCACCUGCAGGGCUAUCCACAUUGAGGAUGUUGGAUCCUUAGAGUCAGACGCCUUCAUCCAAGCCCUGCGACGCUUUAUUAACAUUCGUGGGGCCGUCAAGGAAGUCUGGAGUGACAAUGGUACCAAUUUCACUGGUGGUGAAAAGGAAAUUAGAGAUGCCAUUCAAGACCUGGACCACAACAUCAUUCAGAGAUCCCUGCAUGAGAAAGAUGUCGAAUGGCAUUGCCAACCAUUGACAAAGUGGCAUUUCCACCCCCCAACCGCCAGCCAUAUGUCCGGGGUGUGGGAGCGACUCAUCAGGAGUGUCCGUGGUACCAUGAAGGCCAUCCUAGGUCACCCUCAUGCCUUCAUUACCAGGGAGACCCUCAGAACUGUCUUUGCUGAGACAGUCGGAAUACUCAACAGUCGGCCUUUAUGCCCAAGCAGCGACGACCCUGAUGACUGCGAACCCAUUACUCCCAGUCAUCUCCUACAACAACGAAAAGGGAUGUCUUUGCCGCCAGGAGAUUUCCAAGACAGAGACCUGUAUUCCCGCAGGCAAUGGCGAAGGGGCCAAAUUCUCUCAAACCACUUCUGGGUUAGAUGGCUGCGUGAAUACUUACCCCUGCUUCAGGAGCGCAAGAAGUGGAUUCUCAAACGGCGCAACUUGGAGGAGGUUGUUCUCAUUGCAGACAUAGAACAGAUGUUCCACCAAGUUCGGGUACCUGCUGAAGACUGCGAUGCCCUUCGGUUCCUGUGGUGGACUGGAAAUCUCAGUGAUGAACCCGAGGAGUACCAGAUGCAGGUCCACAUAUUUGGUGCCACAUCCUCCCCUUGUUGCUCCAAUAAAGCUUUGCGACAAACUGCUGACGAUAAUGAGGACAAGUAUGGCAGCGAAGUUGCAGAAACCGUCCGUCGUAACUUUUAUGUCGACGACCUCCUUAAGUCUAUUCAGACAACUGAUCAAGCAAUCACCCUUGCCUUUAAAUUGGUUGCCAUGCUGAAAGAGGGCGGCUUUCACCUGACCAAGUUUUUGAGCAACAGAAGAGAGGUUCUGUCUGCGCUUCCUUCCCAAGAAAGAGCCAAUCCAACUCUUAACCUUGAGUUGGACAGAUUACCAAUCAAUCGUACCUUGGGUCUUCACUGGGAUGCUGAGAGGGACGUAUUCUGCUUCAAGACAGUGACUUCCACCAAACCUGCCACGAAGCGUGGAAUUCUCUCCACCAUAAGCUCGCUGUUCGACCCUCUCGGAUUCCUGUCACCAUUUGUGCUCCCAGUCAAAGUGCUUAUUCAAGAUCUCUGGAAAGAGAAGGUUGGAUGGGACGAAGAAAUCCAAGACCACCAUUUGAAAGUUUGGCGACGCUGGACACAUUCUCUUCCACAGCUUGAGGAGAUCCAGUUACCUCGCUGCUACAGGAACUUAAGUAUGCCGAGCAAUUGCACAGUUCAACUCCACAUGUUCAGCGAUGCAAGUGAGUAUGCCUACUCAACCUCUGCAUACUUAAGACUGAGUGACAACCAUGGUGACCAAACACACUGCUCCUUUGUCUUCGGUAAAUGCCGUAAUGCACCCCUCAGGAGACCAACCAUCCCACGCCUCGAGCUCAUGGCGAGCCUGAUGGCAGUCCGAACCAGCAACCUCAUUAGGGCUGAGCUUGAUUUUCCCAUCGACUGCAUUGUUUUCUGGACCGACUCACUAACAGUGCUCCAGUAUAUCAAGAACAAAACGAGAAGAUUCCAUCGCUUCGUUGCCACCAGAUUAGAGGAAAUCCAUGAGCAUACUACACCCGAUCAGUGGCAUCAUGUCCCAGGAACCCUGAAUCCAGCGGAUGAUGGAUCUCGAGGCAUGCCUAUAGAAGCCCUUCACCCUGGAUGCCGCUGGUGGACUGGACCCAAAUUCUUAUGGCAAACAGAGGAACAUUGGCCUCACCGCAAAGUGGGUGACAUCCUGGAGAAUGACAAGGAAGUAAUCACUCCGAGAACCAAUCAGAGUAUAACAGCUACAGCUGUUUCCUCCUUGGAUGAAUUGUUGAGGAAGUUUUCCUCAUGGCCUAAGCUGGUCAGGACUGUGGCAUUGAUCAUGCGUUUUCUUCAAUUUGUCAGGUCCAAAUGCAGUGUACCAGCCAUAUCUAACCAUGGCGGGAUCAGAUUAACAGAGAUGCUCACCGCUUCAAAGGCCAUCAUAAAAAGGGUCCAACGGCAGUAUUUCCAAGGAGAGCUGGAAGCCUUGGAGUCUGGUAAACCUGUGAAGAAAGACAGUAAGUUAAGUACACUUAGUCCAAUCCUCGUCAAUGGUACAAUAUGCGUUGGAGGCCGGCUACGACAUGCACCAGUAGCCUUUCAAGCCAUCCAUCCAUUGGUGAUCCCAAGCGAGCAUCCCAUUGCUACACUGCUUGUUCGACAUCACCAUGAGAUCUUUGGACAUGCAGGUCGGGAACAUGUGCUAUCUACACUGCGUCAGAAAUUCUGGAUUCUCAACGCCCGCGCAUUGACCCGACGUAUACUACGCUCCUGCAUAGCCUGCCGCAAACGACAUGAAGGUGUCAUGAAACAGAUGAUGGGAGACCUACCGAAGCCCAGACUCACACCUCAUGAGCCACCCUUUACCUACACGGGGGUGGACUUCUUCGGUCCCUUCCACGUCAAGAGGGGUCGUAGCUCUGAGAAAGUUUAUGGAUGCAUCUUCGUCUGUCUCACCUGCAGGGCUAUCCACAUUGAGGAUGUUGGAUCCUUAGAGUCAGACGCCUUCAUCCAAGCCCUGCGACGCUUUAUUAACAUUCGUGGGGCCGUCAAGGAAGUCUGGAGUGACAAUGGUACCAAUUUCACUGGUGGUGAAAAGGAAAUUAGAGAUGCCAUUCAAGACCUGGACCACAACAUCAUUCAGAGAUCCCUGCAUGAGAAAGAUGUCGAAUGGCAUUGCCAACCAUUGACAAAGUGGCAUUUCCACCCCCCAACCGCCAGCCAUAUGUCCGGGGUGUGGGAGCGACUCAUCAGGAGUGUCCGUGGUACCAUGAAGGCCAUCCUAGGUCACCCUCAUGCCUUCAUUACCAGGGAGACCCUCAGAACUGUCUUUGCUGAGACAGUCGGAAUACUCAACAGUCGGCCUUUAUGCCCAAGCAGCGACGACCCUGAUGACUGCGAACCCAUUACUCCCAGUCAUCUCCUACAACAACGAAAAGGGAUGUCUUUGCCGCCAGGAGAUUUCCAAGACAGAGACCUGUAUUCCCGCAGGCAAUGGCGAAGGGGCCAAAUUCUCUCAAACCACUUCUGGAUGUUUACCACUCAAGGUUAUUGGGAGAACAUCUCCGACCACGUGAAACCAAACACCAAAGAUCUUCUGACCUUUUCAAUGAAGUCUAAGGCGGAUUCCACAGUAAAAGAUAUACAAAAGAAAUCGUCAAGUUCUGAAGAUGGUGUUAUUUCUCCGAAUGACGUUUACAGAGAAGGGAAUAAGGUUUAUAUUAAGAGAUUGUUUGGUAGAUAUUGUCCUGUUGCCCUCCUAGAAAGAUACAUUCUGAUGGCUAAAGUAGAUCUUAACAGCAAUUUGCCACUCUUUAGCUGA
Stylophora pistillata is the source of this 7841-nucleotide messenger RNA. RefSeq lists its product as uncharacterized. Gene Ontology annotation, molecular function: nucleic acid binding. The record is from RefSeq and is a predicted model, not a curated record. Lineage: Eukaryota; Metazoa; Cnidaria; Anthozoa; Scleractinia; Pocilloporidae.